Phyllostomus discolor (pale spear-nosed bat) is the source of this 671-nucleotide messenger RNA. RefSeq names its product histone-lysine N-methyltransferase PRDM9-like. Gene Ontology annotation, cellular component: nucleus. NCBI's taxonomy places the organism in Eukaryota, Metazoa, Chordata, Mammalia, Chiroptera, Phyllostomidae. Gene Ontology annotation, biological process: positive regulation of reciprocal meiotic recombination. Gene Ontology annotation, molecular function: protein binding; histone H3K4 methyltransferase activity; histone H3K36 methyltransferase activity. The transcript is spliced from 3 exons. The coding region runs from base 279 to 599 and encodes 106 amino acids. The record is from RefSeq and is a predicted model, not a curated record.
AGGAGUGGCUCCUUCCUUGUGGGGCUCCCACUCUGAUUGGACAGGUAGACUCAGAUGUGUAGAUGAUGAGUAAGACAAAUAUCAUGUGGUCACAGCUGGCAGUUGAAUCCUCAUGCAGGCUGAAAGAGCUUUGAUGACAGUAGAGUAAAAUAAUUCUUCUGACUCUUACCUCCCCACCAAAAAAAUAAAAGGUCUUUAACUUUUCUGAAACACAGGUCGCCAAAGGGAGAAACUGCUAUGAGUAUGUGGAUGGGAAGGACAGAUCCUGGGCCAACUGGAUGAGGUAUGUGAACUGUGCCCGGGAUGAUGAAGAGCAGAACCUGGUGGCCUUUCAAUACCACGGGCAGAUUUUCUAUCGAACCUGCCGGGUCGUCAGGCCAGGCUGUGAGCUGCUGGUCUGGUUCGGGGAUGAGUAUGGCCAGGAGCUGGGCAGCAAGUGGGGCAGCAAGUGGAAGAGAGAGCUUGCGGCCAGGAGAGAAAAUAAACUCCAGUGGGGAAUCCCCUCAGAGAUUACUUCAUCUGCAAGUGAGAGCAUGUGCAUUGGCCAGAGAGGAGCAGGAGUCAGGCGUGUAAGACAUGUGGUUGGAGAAAUAUUUUGAAACAGGACUUCUCAGUGUAUUUGAAAUUGACUAACACUGAAUGAAAUGAAGCAUAAAUAUUUGGUGUGAGGC